AUGGCUCCAAUUGCCAUCUCCCCCGAAAGAGACCCGGCACUACCAGUGGUUCUCGACGAGAUCGACCCGGAAGUUACCCUGCUUGAAUACUUAAGAGGAAUAGGUUUAACUGGAACAAAACUGGGUUGCGGUGAAGGCGGGUGCGGCGCCUGUACAGUCGUAGUGAGCCAAUAUAACCCGACAACCAAGCAGAUAUACCAUGCUAGUGUUAACGCCUGUUUGGCACCACUCGCCAGUGUAGACGGCAAGCAUGUUAUCACAAUUGAGGGCAUAGGAAACGUUAAGCAACCCCAUCCGGCACAGGAACGUAUUGCCAAGGGCAAUGGAAGCCAAUGCGGAUUUUGCACCCCGGGAAUUGUUAUGAGUUUGUAUGCUCUGUUGAGAAAUAACGAGAGCCCUACAGAACAUGACAUCGAAGAAGCUUUCGACGGUAACCUCUGCCGAUGUACUGGCUAUCGCCCAAUCUUAGACGCCGCUCAGACCUUUAGCGCCGGAAAUGCGUGUGGUAAAAGCACUGCGAAUGGCGGCUCGGGUUGUUGCAUGGAAAACGGCGACGGUGCGAAUGGAGGUUGCUGUAAGAGCAAGGAUCUCAGCGAUGGACAGCCCAUCAAAAAAUUCACGCCGCCAGGAUUUAUCGAAUACAAGCCAGACACCGAACUCAUCUUCCCUCCAUCACUGAAGAAACACCGUCUAUCCCAAUGCGAAGAUCAUCGCGGGAGCACGGAAACGCAAAUUGAGAUCAAGUUUAAGGCUUUGCAAUAUCCAGUUUCGGUAUUCGUCGGAGAUAUCCCCGAGCUGCGGCAGUAUUCUUUCAAGGACGACCAUCUUGAGAUCGGCGGGAACGUCGUACUCACUGACCUUGAGAAUAUCUGCCAGGAAGCCAUUAAUCAUUAUGGAGAAGCAAAAGGCCAAGUGUUUCAAGCCGUGUACAAGCAACUCAAGUACUUCGCUGGACGGCAAAUCAGAAAUGUCGGUACCCCUGCUGGGAAUUUAGUUACAGCUUCGCCCAUCUCUGAUUUAAAUCCCGUAUUUAUGGCAGCAGACUGCGUUCUAGUCGCUAAAUCUUUGAAUAAAGAGAUUGAACUACCUAUGGCAUCAUUUUUCAAGGGUUAUCGCAGGACAGUCCUAGAACAAGACGCAAUUCUUGCAUCUAUCCGUAUUCCCGUAACCCGCGAGAAGGGAGAAUAUUUCAGAGCCUACAAGCAGGCAAAACGCAAGGAUGAUGAUAUUGCUAUUGUUACAGGAGCGUUACAUGCCAGGCUAGACCAGAAAGGUGUCGUUGAACAUUGCAAUCUGGUUUAUGGCGGCAUGGCGCCCUCUACUGUCGCAGCAAAGAAAGCUAAUGAGUACCUCAGGGGCAAAUUAUUUGCCCAUCCCGAUACGCUGGAAGGUGUUAUGAAUGCGCUCGAGUCCGAUUUUGAUCUCGUGUUCAGUGUUCCUGGAGGCAUGGCUUCGUAUCGGAAGUCACUAGCACUUGGUUUCUUUUACCGGUUCUAUCACGAUGUGUUGUCAGGUAUUAGCAUAGAAAGCGAACACGGUGAUAGCCAAGCCGUUGAGGAGCUUGAAAGAGCUUUAUCAUCUGGCUGGAAGGACCACGAGGCAACUUCCGAUUACAUUAAGGGGCCCUUAGGGAAAGCCGAUAGCCACGUGGCGGCUCUGAAACAGAGUACAGGGGAAGCGCAGUAUACAGACGAUAUCCCGCCGCUCAAGAACGAACUACACGCAUCUAUAGUGUUGUCUACGAGGGCGCACGCAAAGAUCAAAUCAAUUGAUUAUUCCGCGGCGUUAGAUAUCCCAGGUGUAAUAGAUAUCGUCGAUAAGGAUGACUUGCACAAUCCUGAACACAACAAAUGGGGUGCGCCUAAUUUUGACGACCUGUUCUUUGUCGAAGAUGAGGUUUUCACUGCCGGCCAGCCAAUUGCCGUUGUUUUGGCUACCUCUCAGGCAAGAGCAGCACAGGGAGUCAGGGCCGUGAAGAUCGAGUAUGAAGAUCUCCCUUCCAUUUUCACUAUUGAAGAGGCAAUCGAAAAGGAAAGUUUUCAUAAAUACUUUCGGUAUAUCAAGAAGGGAGACCCGGAAGAGGCUUUUGAACAUUGUGACUAUACCUUCACAGGUGUCGCGCGAAUGGGAGGUCAAGAACACUUCUACCUCGAAACAAAUGCGUGCCUAGCUAUACCCAAACCUGAAGAUGGUGAGAUGGAAAUUUGGACCAGCAGUCAAAAUCCCACUGAAAGCCAAGCGUACGCAUCUAAGAUUCUUGGUGUACAGUCAAAUAAAGUGGUAGCUCGCGUCAAGCGUCUUGGUGGCGGCUUCGGCGGGAAGGAAACCAGAUGUGUCCAUCUCAGCACUAUUUGCGCGCUAGCUGCACAAAAGACUAAACGGCCUGUCAGAUGUAUGCUCAACCGAGAUGAAGAUAUGGCAUUAUCUGGUCAGCGGCACCCUUUCCUCGCCAAGUGGAAAGUGGGUGUGAAUAAAGACGGCAAACUCCAAGCUCUUGACAUGGACGUCUUCGCUAAUGCUGGCUGGUCAUUCGACUUGAGUCCCGCCGUGUGCGAACGCUCCUUAAGCCAUAGCGAUGGCUGCUACAAGGUCCCAAAUGUUCACGUUCGCGGGCGGCUGUGCAAGACCAACACUAUGUCUAAUACGGCCUUCCGUGGCUUUGGGGGGCCUCAAGGCUUAUUCUUUGCCGAGUGCUACAUGUCUGAAGUUGCUGACCGCCUCGGUAUACCAGUUGAGAGGUUCCGGGAAAUCAAUUUCUACAAAGCUAACGAGGAGACUCACUUCAAUCAGCCCCUUCAAGACUGGCACGUACCUCUGAUGUAUAAGCAGGUUCAGGAUGAAUCGGACUACGCCGCCCGCCGCAAAGCCGUUGAGGUAUUCAAUACGGAACACAAGUGGCGUAAACGGGGUUUGGCGCUGAUUCCCACAAAAUUUGGUAUAUCCUUUACCGCUCUUUGGCUAAACCAGGCCGGGGCCUUGGUGCAUAUCUAUCACGAUGGAUCGGUUCUAGUCGCGCACGGCGGUACAGAGAUGGGUCAGGGGUUGCAUACUAAGAUCAUCACAAUUGCAGCGCAAGCGCUUCAGGUACCGAAAGAGGACGUGCACAUUUCGGAGACAUCCACUAUGACGGUGGCAAAUACGUCCCCUACCGCCGCCUCGGCGUCGUCCGAUCUAAAUGGCUACGCCGUCUGGAAUGCCUGCGAACAGAUCAACGAACGGCUUGCGCCGUACAGGAAGAAGUUGGGACCUCAAGCUACCAUGAAGGAGCUUGCCCACGCAGCCUAUUUUGACCGUGUGAACCUAAGCGCCAAUGGAUAUUACAAGACACCGGAAAUUGGGUACACGUGGGGUGAGAAUACCGGAAAGAUGUUCUUCUACUUUACUCAAGGCGUUACGGCGGCCGAGGUUGAGGUUGACUGUCUGACUGGUACUUGGACGUGCUUGCGCGCCGAUAUCAAGAUGGAUGUAGGACGGUCGAUCAACCCCUCAAUCGAUUACGGUCAGAUCGAGGGUGCGUUCACCCAAGGUCUUGGUUUGUUCACCAUGGAGGAGAGUCUAUGGCUUCGUAAUGGUCCGAUGGCGGGUAACUUAUUUACGAAGGGUCCGGGUUCAUAUAAGAUCCCAGGAUUCCGCGACAUACCUCAGGUCUUCAACGUCAGUUUGCUCAAGGGCGUGACAUGGGAGAACCUGCGCACCAUCCAGCGUAGCAGAGGUGUUGGCGAACCACCCCUAUUCAUGGGCAGUGCGGUAUUCUUUGCGAUCCGUGACGCACUCAAGGCAGCGCGUGCGGACUACGGAGUGAAGGCUAAGUUGUUUGCACAAGGGGGCGAGGAUGAUGGAUUGUUAAGGCUCGAGAGCCCAGCUACUCCCGAGAGGAUCAGACUUUCGUGUGUUGAUCCUAUAAUGGAGCGGGCUAGAGUGAUGCCGAAGGAGGGUGAGAAGAGCUUCUUCGUUGCUAUUUAG
Daldinia childiae is the source of this 3963-nucleotide messenger RNA. RefSeq names its product Xanthine dehydrogenase. Gene Ontology annotation, molecular function: FAD binding; oxidoreductase activity; molybdopterin cofactor binding. The record is from RefSeq and is a predicted model, not a curated record. The transcript is spliced from 5 exons. Lineage: Eukaryota; Fungi; Ascomycota; Sordariomycetes; Xylariales; Hypoxylaceae. The coding region runs from base 1 to 3963 and encodes 1320 amino acids.